Xenopus laevis (African clawed frog) is the source of this 1954-nucleotide messenger RNA. It is a transcript of the gene cry-dash.L, whose product is annotated as cryptochrome DASH L homeolog. The record is from RefSeq and is marked provisional. Gene Ontology annotation, molecular function: DNA photolyase activity; damaged DNA binding; FAD binding. Gene Ontology annotation, biological process: DNA repair; photoreactive repair. NCBI's taxonomy places the organism in Eukaryota, Metazoa, Chordata, Amphibia, Anura, Pipidae.
AUGUGUGUCCCUGGCCGCGUGAUUAUUUGUCUGCUGAGGAACGACCUGCGGCUGCACGAUAACGAGGUUCUACACUGGGCACACAGGAAUGCAGACCAGAUAGUUCCGCUGUAUUGCUUUGAUCCAAGGCAUUAUGUAGGAACUCAUUACUUCAAUUUUCCAAAGACCGGGCCCCAUCGGUUAAAGUUCCUAUUGGAAAGUGUUCGGGAUCUGAGAAUUACACUGAAGAAAAAGGGAAGUAACCUUCUGCUACGGAGAGGGAAACCAGAAGAGGUCAUUGAAGAUUUGGUGAAGCAGCUGGGUAAUGUGUCUGCUGUGACUCUGCAUGAGGAGGCAACAAAAGAAGAGACAGAUGUUGAAAGUGCUGUGAAGCAAGCAUGCACUCGGCUUGGGAUAAAGUACCAAACAUUUUGGGGAUCAACGCUGUAUCACAGGGAGGAUCUUCCAUUCAGGCACAUCUCCAGCUUGCCCGAUGUCUACACCCAGUUCAGGAAAGCAGUUGAAACACAGGGGAAAGUGCGACCAACUUUCCAGAUGCCGGAUAAGCUGAAGCCUUUGCCGAGCGGCCUGGAGGAAGGAAGUGUUCCAUCACAUGAGGACUUUGACCAGCAAGAUCCCCUGACUGACCCAAGAACUGCCUUCCCCUGCAGUGGGGGAGAGAGCCAGGCCUUGCAGAGACUGGAACAUUACUUCUGGGAGACUAAUCUUGUUGCUUCAUAUAAAGACACCCGCAAUGGACUCAUAGGGCUGGAUUAUUCAACUAAAUUUGCUCCCUGGCUUGCACUGGGCUGCGUAUCUCCUAGAUAUAUAUACGAACAAAUCGGAAAAUAUGAAAAGGAACGAACAGCGAAUCAAAGCACGUACUGGGUGAUAUUUGAGCUUCUAUGGAGAGAUUACUUUCGCUUUGUGGCUUUGAAAUACAGCAGAAGGAUUUUCUUCCUCAGAGGUCUCCAGGAUAAAGAUGUUCCUUGGAAGAGGGACCCAAAGCUGUUUGAUGCCUGGAAAGAAGGCCGUACGGGGGUACCUUUUGUGGAUGCCAACAUGCGGGAAUUGGCAAUGACUGGAUUCAUGUCAAACAGAGGGCGUCAGAAUGUGGCCAGUUUCCUAACCAAAGACCUUGGGAUUGAUUGGAGAAUGGGAGCAGAAUGGUUUGAGUACCUUCUGGUGGACUAUGACGUCUGUAGCAAUUAUGGCAAUUGGUUAUACAGCGCCGGAAUUGGGAACGACCCAAGGGAAAACAGGAAGUUCAAUAUGAUUAAACAAGGGCUGGAUUAUGACUCCGGAGGUGAUUAUAUCCGGCUCUGGGUUCCAGAACUGCAGCAAAUAAAAGGUGGAGAUGCUCACACUCCCUGGGCACUGAGCAAUGCCUCCCUGGCACACGCCAACCUGUCUCUUGGGGAGACUUACCCCUAUCCCAUUGUAAUGGCACCUGAGUGGAGCAGGCACAUUAAUCAGAAGCCGGCGGGAAGCUGGGAGAAAUCAGCAAGAAGAGGAAAAGGACCUUCUCACACUCCGAAACAACACAAGAACAGGGGAAUUGACUUUUACUUCUCACGGAAUAAAGACGUUUGACCGUCUGCAAGUGAACAUUAAAUGGUUAAUCUGUUACACGGAAAACCGAAACGACUCCCCUUCCAUGGGAACUGCAUUAUCCUGGAUCCUGCCAAAAAUCCUUUCCAUGUAUGGAGAUACGGUAUAGGGUCAAUGGCCGCAUUGUGAAGUUUGCAAAAACCUUUUGUCUAGGAUCGGCUUGCAUUUGAGCUAUACUUUCCCUUUAACACUUUAUGAUCUAUUGGAUCCCAGUUCUGGCCUGAAAGCAGUUGGGAGGAGAGCAGUAUUUGUGGGCCCUGCCAGUGGUUGUGGUGUUUUAUUUGUACAUUAUUAUUAUUAUUAUUAUUAUUAUUAUAUGGAACGUGUCAAAAUAUGUUUAUUAAAGGGGUUGUACACUCAAAAA